Dentiscutata heterogama is the source of this 978-nucleotide messenger RNA. The record is from the annotation of a GenBank genome assembly. Lineage: Eukaryota; Fungi; Glomeromycota; Glomeromycetes; Diversisporales; Gigasporaceae.
UUCCGUGUUCUUGAAACUACCCUUAAAAAGCUUCCUUCACCAGCUGGUGGUAUAUUUUAUUUUGGAAAUUAUUGGCAAGUCGGUCCUGAACCACACAAGAAUAUACAGAUGGGUCAACAAUGUUGGAUUAUAUUAACAGGAGAUAAAGUUGUUGGUGAUCUUUUGCAAAAGCAUAUGUAUAGUGGAGGAAAAUAUUCGUCUCGUCCACCGAAUUAUUAUUUUUAUCAAAUAUUAACAAAAUUUCAACUAGCAAGUUUAAACAUUAUUACUAUCUUAUGCUUGGCUAAAAGUAUAAAAGAUGUUGAAGAUCCGUUUUAUAAAGAGUUUGAAAUUUUUAUGAAAAAUCGGUUAGAGCUUAUCAAAGUAACAGGUAGACUAUCCGAUUUUUUUCCAAUAUUGAGAUGGUUUUCAAUAAAUAAAAAAUAUAAUCAAGUAAUCGAAGACAGGAAAAUAGCUAAAGCUCUCUACGGAAGAUUAAUUGAAGAAGUUAAAAAUGAUAGCGAAAAUAAGCCUUGUUUUGUUAGAAGUUUGCUUCGUAAGGUGGAUAAAGUAAUGCUAGACGAACUAGACAUUAUUUAUCUCAUGAGCGAUAUUUUUUCAGCAGGAACUGACACAGUUUCCUCAAGUUUGACAUGGAUCACAGAUGCAUUAGCCAACAAUCCUCAAGUUCAACACAAGGCGCAUCAAGAACUUGAUCAAGUAAUUGGUCAUUUUCGUUUGCCAAGCGCUUCUGAUGAACCAAACUUACCUUAUAUACGUGUAAUCAUUAAAGAAGGGCAGAGAUACUGUGGGCCGGUUUAUCUUGGUGUGUCUCAUUAUAUUGAAGAAGAUGAUCAAUAUAAUGGAUAUCAUAUUCCACGAUUAACGAUAUGUUUGAUUGAGAAAUCUCCUCUACAAACUGCGGUACCGUGGCUACAUUUUGAAAACCCCGAAACUGUUUUGAUGAACGAUAUUGAACAAAAAAUCGAAGUCAUGCUU